Messenger RNA from Spodoptera litura, 2916 nucleotides. The record is from RefSeq and is a predicted model, not a curated record. Lineage: Eukaryota; Metazoa; Arthropoda; Insecta; Lepidoptera; Noctuidae.
UGUCAAGUCGUCAAUUUAUUUUUAUGGCAUUUUGUUUUACGCAUUUAGAGAAAUAACAUGCUUACUUAAAAAUUGUGCCGAUAACACUAUCUUAAAUUAACGCGGAAGUGGUAUGUGCUAAAAGAAUUAGUACCAGUGACCAAAUGGGUAGUGAAUUGAAUCUUGAAUCUACGGAAUCCAGGUUUUCAUCAGUGAGUUCUUGAUGUCGCUAUCGUCUGUUAUGCCAAGAUUUCACAUUCCGUGUAGUUCUAUAUGGACCCACUAUCUCAUGCCGUUCAUUUAUCAUGUCAUUAUUGGCUUCUUAAGUACAGUUAGCAGGACAUGGAUUGGAACUGUUAUAUCCAUUAUAUGGAAUUGGACCGGAGGGUGGUUCAGCUGGACUCGCCAGUCAGAUGCGAUGCUACGAAAUGUUGAGAAAAAAAUAUUAUCAUGUUUGAAAACAGCGUACAAACGUUUCUACGUGGACAUAGGAAGUGUUGUGGGCCAAAGCGACAAAAUAUGGACUAUAUCACUGAACGAGGAGUCUCCCAAGACUCCGCUAGUAUUGCUGCACGGGAUGGGCGCAGGUCUAGCGCUGUGGUGCCCUAACCUAGACUCCUUCGCAGCCACGAGGCCAGUGUACGCCAUCGAUUUACUAGGUUUUGGUCGAAGUUCCCGACCUAAGUUCGCGUGCGAUGCCCAGAAGGCCGAAGCACAAUGGGUCGAGUCUGUGGAGGAGUGGCGGCGUGAGGUCAACCUCGGACAGUUCAUACUGCUGGGACACAGUCUCGGAGGUUACAUCGCUACGGCAUACGCUAUUAAGUACCCAGAGAGAGUUCGUCACUUAGUGCUAGCUGAUCCUUGGGGCUUCGCUGAGCGUCCACAGAAUGCGUACGAGAAGGCACAGCUACCUCUCUGGGUCAGAGCCAUCGCCACUGCAGUACAACCACUUAACCCUCUCUGGGCAGUCAGGGCGGCGGGCCCAGCCGGCAAGUGGCUGGUCAGUAAGACCCGUCCUGAUAUUUCGAGGAAGUACCUCAACUAUGUACCCGACGCCGAGAGGGUUAUACCUGAAUAUAUCUACCAGUGUAACUCACAAACGCCUAGUGGUGAAAGUGCCUUCCAUACUCUGAUGACUGGAUUCGGUUGGGCGAAGAACCCGAUGGUCCGUCGAGUGGACGAGCUGGACCCGGCCCUGCCCAUCACAGUACUGUACGGGUCCCGGUCCUGGGUCGACAACAGCAGUGGACAGGUGCUAGUCGAGCACCGCGGACCUAGCAAUACUUUUGUACAGGUAAUCAAUGGCGCCGGUCACCAUGUGUACCUAGACAAACCUGAACUUUUCAACAAGUUUGUAUUAGACGCGUGCACGCGUGCAGACGAGCAUGAUCCUAGGCCCGCGCUCAAGGCUGUCCCCGCGGAGCCCGGGACAGAGACCCCGGCGCUGCCACCGGGGGGCGAAGCACCCUCGACCACAGUCGCCGCCACCAACAAGGCGACCGCCUCAUCUGACGCAGCGCCCACAUCUUGAUGAUAAACAAAUCCUAGUUAUAUUACAAUUGUUACGCACAUUCGAUUAUGUAUAGUUGCGAUACGUUAAUGUUGUACUGUUUUAUGAGUUGAGCAUGUGUUCAUUAUGGGUACUCAAUGGAGGCUCGUAAGGUGUCCAACUAGUUCAGUAAUUUGCGUGGUGCGCCACAAUAACUGUUGGCCACUGCUAGGUUUGUCUGUCCCUUAUGUUUCCAUUGAUUACCGCACCGUAUUAAAACGAGAAUAGUUAAUAUUGUUCUGUUUUAAGAGAUCUACGAGUGUUUUCCAUUUAGUCGAUUUUUCUACAAUCGACUAAAAUCGUCCAUAUUUGUCACGUUUGUGGUAACACUAGAAUAGGCCUAAAUACGGCCGAUUGUCGUCAGCUUGGACGACGUAGUAAUUUACGAAUUAAAGUAUUAGAAGUAAUUGAAUCUUAAAGAACCUUUCUAAGAGUACUAAUACGCUUCUUUCAGACCAAUUAAAACAUAUACACAAACUACUUACAAAAUAGAUAGAUGAAAGCUAAUUAAACAAAUCUAUUUAUUUGACGGCAUGAUCACUUAAAAUAUUUGUGAGAAUUGCCUUCAAUUUGUUUUAUGUAUAUUGUAGUACAGGUUACGGGUAAAAACUAUGAUUUUGUUCAAGUUUGACUGUAAUUAAAUGUUUUAAUUAUGUUUGGAAAUAUCUAUAUUUUACUGUUAGUCAACAGAGUUUACGACACGACCAAUAUCCUAGUUUAAUUGUAAGUAUUGAUGCUGUCAAUCUGGUACUACGAAUUUUCAACGCCAAUUCCUAUUAGUGUAAAAUUACCUCUUCAAAAAAUUGAUUUUACUUAGCUAGUAUUAAAUUUUCCUCUAAACUCUUUCCUAAAUAUAAGUAAUUCUCUGUCCUCUUAUGUUCGGCAUUGCCUCUUGUAAGAAGUUUUUAUACAUAGCUUUGAGUAGCUACCGAGUACCUGCUUCCACCAGAUAAGGGAUCACAAAAUAUGAGACUUUCUAUUGUAUAGUUUUGUUAGACCGUGUGAAAUGUUGUGUGACGGCUCAAAAUUAUCAAUUUGGCUCAUUGCUAGUAUUUUUGUCAAAGUGACCUUAACAUUAGAUAUCGUUUUACUAAAAGAGGCCCCUACUUUGCUGGGUACAUAUUUGAAACACGUGACUGCCAAAAUUCAUGAAAAUAUUUUUUGUACAUUAUUUUGAGUAUUAUGCUUUAUAUUGGAAGGUGCAUCGAAUAAAUCGGAAUUAUGUGAAGCUGUACGUAACAUUUUGCGAAGAUGUUUGUCUUGCAAGCACAACGGUGUUGUUUGACUAUGUCUAGAUUAUUGCAAGUUCGUUGAGUAUUGUUGUUUAGCCACAGGCUUUUUGAUACACGGAAUGAAUUAUUAUGUAAAUAAAGAUAAUUUAUUGAAAA